Molecule: messenger RNA, 4306 nt
Organism: Pyricularia oryzae 70-15
Lineage: Eukaryota; Fungi; Ascomycota; Sordariomycetes; Magnaporthales; Pyriculariaceae
Product: zinc metalloprotease
Exons: 4
Coding region: 674-3835 (1053 amino acids)
Molecular function (GO): metal ion binding
Source: RefSeq, a predicted model, not a curated record
UGCAGUUUCCAGGUUGUUAGCAGGAGGAACCACUGCUUGAUUGACGGUGCAACCGCUUCGAAAUUAUAACGAAAGGGUCGCACCAAUGCUAUUCUCCCUUAACCUUUUGAACCUAUACGAACCCAAUAUUGCCGGAGAUGGUCAAGUUCAGAAGCUGGUGUUGCUAAACUUGGUUAUCUACAGCAGCUUCAAAGCUCAUCUGGUUCUCCACGACAUUGUUUGAUAGUUUUGGUAUCGAGACGACCUCAUUACUCUUAGCUGAACUACCAGGGUCGUUUUUCAACUUCGUUUGCCUUUGAGAAAAGAGAGUGCGACAACAGCCUGCCGGUAUCUUAAUCUGCCGAAUUGGACUAAACAACAGAGCCUCACCAACGACCGCCCUCGAAUUUGAACACAAACAAAAUAAGAAUAACUAUUUUGUUGCUCUUAUCAAAACACCCCCUCAAACAGACUAGACCGAAAUUGCCAUCACGCGCAGGAAGCUUCACGCAAGGUCAGCUCCCAAGAGUAAGCCGGAGACGGUAGAUCGACCUCAGCUGUGCCGUUCAUUGGGCUUCGACUGCCCACCAUUCUAUCUCACCCAGGUCUGGGUUCCAAAAUCAGGGCAUUGGCAGCAGCCGCAAGUGUACAAGCAAGACUCUUUAGCGAGAUCUCAUCCCAUUUAUCCGCAGCGAUGGGUGGCGGAUCAGGGAACUCGCGGUUCCGGAAGAUCCAGAGCUUUCAAACCGACUAUGCUCCCGCAACCAUCACUCAAUAUGAGUCCCUGAGAAGCGGCAUGCAGGUCAUUGUGGCCGAUCGCAAAGGCCCCAAGAUCAACGGCUAUUUCACGCUAGCAACUGAGAUAUUCGAUGACUCUGGUGCACCGCAUACCCUAGAACAUCUGGUUUUUAUGGGUUCUCGUAGUUACCAGUAUAAGGGUCUGCUCGACAAGCUUGCUUCGCGAGCUUACUCAGGCACCAACGCCUGGACGGCUGUCGACCAUACUGCAUACACAUUGGAAUCGGCUGGUUGGGAUGGUUUUGCCCAAAUUCUACCCGUAUACCUCGAGCACGUCAUCGCUCCGACUAUCACCGACGAGGGCUGCCUUACCGAAGUCCACCACGUUGAUGGCGAAGGUAACGAUGCAGGUGUUGUAUACUCUGAGAUGCAGGCACUGGAAAACACAAGUGGUGAGCUUAUGUCGUUGCGGGCCAAGCGUCUUCUCUAUCCCGAGAAUGUUGGCUUUCGUUACGAGACAGGUGGAAUGAUGGAAGCUUUGAGGGUCUUGACCCCCGAAAGAAUUCGCGAGUUCCACAAAGUUAUGUAUCAGCCACGCAACUUGGCUUUGGUCAUUGUUGGAGAGACAGACCACGAGAACCUCCUUCAAAUUCUAGAUGAGUUUGAAGAAAGCAUUGCGGAUGUGAUACCGUCUCUCGAUACCCCAUUUCAGCGGCCCUGGAUUGACUCUGCCCAGCCUCCUCCGAUCAAGGAGACAGUCGUUGAGACAGUUGAGUUUCCCGAGGAGGACGAGUCAACGGGCGAGGUCAUCAUGGCCUUUUUCGGUCCGAGCUGUACCGACAUUGUACAAUCCUCCGCACUCAACGUACUUCUCACCUACCUCUGUGGCUCAUCUGUGUCGGUGCUUGAAAACGUCAUGGUGGAAAAGGAGGAGCUGGCAAGCUCUAUUGGCUACUGGUGGGACGCCCGACCUGACACGGUCAUCUGGUUUGAACCGACCGGUGUAGCAACGGAGAAGCUUGCUUUCGUGGAGCAGAGACUCAUAUCUUUGCUAAAGGAGGUUGCUGGGAAACCGCUCGACAUGAAAUACAUGAAGGAAUGUAUCAGCCGCGAGAAAAGACAGGUGAAGUACCACGCCGAGGCUUCUGAGCAGUUCUAUUCAAACAAUAUCAUAAACGACUACCUCUUUGGCAAACGAGACGGCUCAACUCUCAAGGAGAUGGAGAGCCUGGACGAGUACGACGUUCUGGACCAGUGGACAGAUGAGCAGUGGCGCCAAUUUCUGAGGAGGUGGUUCUCAGACGCCAACCAUAUCUCUAUCCUGGGCAAACCAUCUAUGGAGCUCGCAGACAAGCUCAAGAAAGCAGAGGAGGAGCGUAUUGCCAAGAGGAAGCAGGAGCUCGGCCCUGAGGGACUCAAGAAGCUUGCGGAACGUCUCGAGGCUGCAAAACAGAAGAACGAGGUACCGAUACCGGAAUCUGUCAUUGACAAAUGGCCUGUUCCUGGUACAGAAUCGAUCCACUUCAUCGAGUCCAAAACUGCGCGGUCUGGCAAGGCUCGAGCCCUUGGCACACCAUCUAACUCAGCCCAAACGCAUAUCGACGGCGCAAAGUCGGGCAAACCCCUUUUCGUGCAGUUCGAGGACGUACCGAGCAACUUUGUCCAUAUAACUGUCCACAUUGGAACAGCGCCGGCAGCAACGAAGCUGAUGCCGUUGCUCUCACUGUUUAGCGACAACUUCUUUAACACCCCUAUUAUGCGAGAUGGCAAGAAGAUUGACUUUGAGGAUGUGGUUAUGGAGCUGGAGAAAGAAACCAUUAGCUAUCACUUUAGCUAUGGCUCACGUAUUGGUGACUACGAGAGCAUGAUCCUGCAGUUCCAGAUCGAGCCCGAGAAGUACGCCACAAUCGUGCGCUGGAUCCGUACAAUGCUCUUCGAUAGCAUCUUUGACCCACAGCGUAUCAAGGCUUGCGUGGCUAAGGCGCUCGCCGAUAUCCCAGAGUACAAGCGUGACGGCAAACAGAUGUCUACAGAGGUGGAGAUGGGCUUGCAUUCGGCAAAGAACUCGCUGCAUACAUCCAAGAGGACGCUCGUCAAGGCAGUGUAUCUCCGCAGGCUCAAGAAACUACUCGAGAAGGAUCCCGACACCGUCAUAUCGUGGUUCGAGGAGCUUCGCAAGACCCUUUUCACCUUCGAAAAUACACGUGUGCUUGUGACCGCCGAUGUCACCAAGCUCGGGAACCCAGUAGCGACGUGGGAUACACUAACGGACGCUUUCAAGUCUCAUGAAGCAAAGGAGAUGAUACCCAUUGUCAAGCCUGAAACGAUGCUUAACGAUGAGGGCCGCAACCCCGGGUCCAUCGGCGCCGUCAUCGUUCCAAUGACUACUCUCGACUCGUCUUAUGGCGUGAGCACGACCAAGGGCUUCACGUCCUACAUGGACCCGCGCCUACCCGCCUUUAUGGUGGCGGUCGGCUACCUCGAGGCCGUCGAGGGCCCGCUAUGGAACGCAGUGCGUGGCAAUGGCCUCGCGUACGGCGUCUCCUUCAGCCGAGAGCUCGACUGUGGCCUCCUGCAUUACAAGGUCUAUCGCUCCCCCGACGCCUCCAAAGCCAUUGAGGCCAGCCGCGCCGCUGUCGAGGCCAUCGCGACGGGUAAAGCUCCACUCGAGAAGAACCUGAUCGAGGGCGCAGUGUCCGGCAUUGUUAUGGGCUUUGCCGACGAGCAGUCUACCAUGGCCGCCGCUGCACAGCAGAACUACAUGAUCGGCGUCAUUCGUGGCUUAGACCCCGAAUGGAGCCGCCAAAUGAUGGCUGCCGUCCGUCACGUCACGCAUGAAGAGAUCCGCAGCGUCAUCAACGAUGUUAUUAUGCCCGUGUUCAAGCCAGGCUCUAGCAACGUCGUCGUGACGUGUGCGCCCCUGUCUCAAGAGUCCAUCGACAAGGCCCUGGAGACAAUGGGUUACAAGACCCAGAUCCAACCUCUAUCGCACUUCCAUGACAAUUAUGGCUUCGAGGCGGUAGACGGCGAAGAUGAUGACGUUGAAGAUAGUGAUGACAGUGAGGGUAGCGAGGAAGGCAGCGAUGACGAGGACGACGAGUCGGGCUCGGAGGCGUGACGACUUUGCGAGACGCUGUUUGUCUACUGACAACAAUCACCGCAACGAUACCGCAGGUUCGAGAUCGAUAGCUAGUAAUUCGAGUUGGACAGAUAGCCCAAGUCGAGGUGUCGAGCAGAUCCAAUGAAUUAGACAUGGACAACUUCUGCAGGGACAAAGUUGAACUCUUUCGUUGCACAUGUGAUGAACUUGACAUUGCCAAACUGCACACAAUGAUCGACGCUGUUGUCUUUCGGAUCGGUAUGAAGACCAGUAUAAAUAUCUAAGAUUCUCUAAAAUUUUAAUAUCUAGAAUCUUUUGAGACACGCAGAAAAGCCAGGAUACUUUUUCUUUCCCCAAAGUUUCUAUGGUCUAUAUCGUUGGGGCUUUGUAAUGCUUUGACAUGAUUGAAUGCAUUUGCCAACAUGCAAGACACUAAAAUUCAAAUGAAAGAAACAGAUCACAGAUUAUCGAAGAACCGAAACUAUAUGC